Mugil cephalus (flathead mullet) is the source of this 3387-nucleotide messenger RNA. It is a transcript of the gene srpk1b, whose product is annotated as SRSF protein kinase 1b. Gene Ontology annotation, molecular function: ATP binding; protein kinase activity. The coding region runs from base 142 to 2088 and encodes 648 amino acids. The transcript is spliced from 15 exons. Gene Ontology annotation, biological process: protein phosphorylation; spliceosomal complex assembly; regulation of mRNA processing. Lineage: Eukaryota; Metazoa; Chordata; Actinopteri; Mugiliformes; Mugilidae. The record is from RefSeq and is a predicted model, not a curated record.
GCAGCAGCAGCUGUACAGUUGCAGUUGCAGAGGAGCACAGACCUGGUCGACAACUUUCAUACGCCGCCACCGACGAAGGCGUUUGUCCCGUUGUGGUCACGUCACGGCCGCGCAAGCUUUUGAGGUAGUGUCGUCUCGGCCAUGUGGCUCCUGGACUGGAUCUUCUCCAUCAAUACAGCUGUGGUGAAGCUUGCCAGCGGUCUGACAUGCAAACCGGAGCCUCACGGUCGAGGAGGCGGCUCUCAGACGGGUCAGGCGGAUUCUCCUCUCCCAGAACAGGAUGAGGAGAUCCUGGGCUCAGACGACGACGAGCAGGAGGACCCCAACGACUACUGCAGAGGUGGAUAUCACCACGUGAAGAUCGGAGAUCUGUUCAACGGGAGGUACCAUGUGAUCCGGAAGCUGGGCUGGGGACACUUCUCCACCGUGUGGCUCGCCUGGGACAUCCAGGAGAAGCGUUUUGUGGCCAUGAAGGUUGUAAAAAGUGCCGAACAUUACACCGAAACAGCUCUGGAUGAGAUCAAGCUGCUCAAAUCUGUGAGAAACACGGACCCCAAUGACCCCAACAGAGAGAAGGUGGUGCAGCUGCUGGACGACUUCAAGAUUUCGGGAAUGAAUGGAACUCAUGUGUGCAUGGUAUUUGAGGUUUUGGGCUACCACCUUCUGAAGUGGAUCAUCAAGUCGAAUUAUCAAGGCCUGCCCCAGCCUUGUGUUAAAAGGAUCAUACAACAGGUACUGCAGGGUUUGGACUACCUCCAUACCAAGUGUAAGAUCAUCCACACAGACAUCAAGCCGGAGAACAUUCUGCUGACCGUCAACGAGCCCUACAUCAAGAAGAUGGCUGCUGAAGCCACGCAGUGGCAAAAGACUGGAGCCGUGCCUCCCUCGGGUUCUGCAGUGAGUACAGCUCCAGCACCCAAACCGAUGGCCAAAAUGUCAAAGAACAAAAAGAAGAAGAUGAAGAAGAAGCAGAAGAAGCAGGCUGAGAUGCUGGAGAAGAGGAUCCAGGAGAUGGAGGGAGGAGUGAUUCCCGACGGCGGCGGAGAAGACGAGGAUGAGGAGGAGACCACGGAGGAUACGACCUCCUCAGCCACACUCUCUGUCUCCACCACGCUGCAAGACAUCGCUAACCCUGCUAACACAGACUCGACUCCUGACGAGCAGCCCCAGGAGACACCACAGGUACGUACGGGGGAGAACAAGAUGGACGUCAACUGCAACGGGCACGCCUCCCCGGAGGAGAAAACGACCACUUCAGAGGAGCAAGGGACCAAGCAGUCAGCCGAGGAACGGGAGGACCAACAGAACGCGAACCAACCGGAGGGCGACGCGGAGACCUGCGACACGUUAUGCAACAAAGACGAGCGCCAGACCUGUAACGAUUCCCACGAGGAGCCCGACACCGACCUGCAGCAACCGCCCGCCUCCGUCAGCCCGGACUCUGUCUCUGUGGAGCUGAAGGAGGAAGACAGGAAGGAGGGGAUGGACGCUCAAGGGGAGACUAAAAGAGGGAAUGACGAAGCGGACAGCGAGAACGGUGCAGCAGGCAAUUUGUUAGUAAACCCCCUGGAGCCUGUCAAUGCCGACAAGCUGCAGGUGAAGAUUGCUGACCUUGGCAAUGCCUGCUGGGUGCAUAAACACUUCACAGAUGACAUCCAGACACGGCAGUACCGGUCUCUUGAAGUGCUGAUGGGAGCCGGCUACAGCACGCCGGCAGACAUCUGGAGCACAGCCUGCAUGGCCUUUGAGCUUGCUACUGGAGACUAUCUGUUUGAACCACACUCUGGAGAGGACUACUCUAGAGAUGAAGACCACAUAGCGCUGAUCAUCGAGCUGCUCGGUAAAAUUCCUCGGAAGCUGAUCUUAGCAGGGAAAUACUCCAAGGAGUUUUUCACCAAGAAAGGCGACCUCCGUCACAUCACCAAGCUGAAGCCGUGGGGCCUGUUCGACGUCUUGGUAGAAAAGUACGAGUGGUCCAAGGAGGAGGCCCACUCUUUCAGCAGCUUCCUGCUGCCCAUGCUGGACCUGGUGCCUGAAAGGAGGGCCACUGCAGCCCAGUGCCUCUCCCAUCCAUGGCUCACAUCCUAGAAAGCCACGCGCCCCUGCACACCGCUCCCCCUUCCAUCGUCAAAGGAUACAUUUAGGUUUUAAGGCCCUGGAGCUGAAAACACACACACGGUAAACAAAAAAACAUUUAUGUCUGCAGGAACGCCCGCCACCGUUGCCAGCGCUCUGUCAUCAUGGCUCUCACAAGGCCCGACCCACACACCCCCUGGAAGCUUCCAAACAAUAAAGAGAGACACUGCUACUGAGUCUUGGUUCCUGUUAUGGAUUACACUGGUUAUCGAAGGAGCUCCACGUCCUCUUCCUGUAUUUAUAGCUCUUUUUACCAGCUGCGUAGAACGUAUCAAUUUUGCUGCCUGUUUUUUGUUUUUUUUUAAUUUUUUUUUUCUGACUUCAGCUCUUCCUCUGCUACACAUUACUCUCUGUGUUUUGGCUGUAGAUAAUUGACUGCGAAGAUUGGAAAAAGAAAUAGCACUUUUCUACAAGGAACACUGAGAUUGCCAUCGAAGCCGCACACUGUAAAUCUCCCCGAUUGCGCCAAAGCUGUUCCGUGUCAGCCAGUCCUCAUGUUAGGUGUGCCGGCUUUUACCCCUUUGGCUUUAAAUUGUGUGCAACGUGCUCAGAAUUAAUAACUUAAUAGCUUAUUGCUACGUAGAACAGCGAGUAAUCAGUGUGAGUAACUCCACCACAACAUAUUUUGUACAUUUGUAUACAGACGGCACUACAGGACUAGAAGUCAUACAUUUCAUACACCGAGGAGAUUGAUCCUGAAUGACUGACUGAGAAACUCAGAUUGUGGUUUCGGAGUUUAGUCCUGUCGUCUUGGGGAAAGGAGGAUGCGCCCGGUGCAAUAUAAUGUGGACAAAAAAAAUCGGAUUUCUUGGCAGAACUUUUCUGAAAGCCGUUUCAUAGCCACUUCACGGUUUAGCUUUCCGCUUAUUUACACUUCACACGUAAAAAUCAAACUCUCGUGUAGAUCUACCAAAGCGUCGGCCUUUAGUUUUCUGCAGAGGACGCGUUGCACAGGUUCUGAACAGAUAGCGGUGUACAAUGAAGGCUGAAAAGCUUGAGCCAUUCUUUUUUACACAUUUUAGAAAUUCUUUGUAUUUUGCUUUCGGUUGGGUUUCCAGAUGAAUGAAAUACUACUUUCAUGUUAGUUUUGAAAAUACUAGAUUGUACUAAAAUAUUGUCAUAAGGCGUCAGAUCCCGACGGAGCCAUGUUGCUUGUUUUUCUACUGUCUCCUCUGUCCGUGUCUCUCCACUUCACUUGAGUAUUUUUUUCUUUAGGAAAUAAGAAUAAACAUUUUUUUUUUUCAAACUAAA